Molecule: messenger RNA, 847 nt
Organism: Alnus glutinosa
Lineage: Eukaryota; Viridiplantae; Streptophyta; Magnoliopsida; Fagales; Betulaceae
Product: probable calcium-binding protein CML27
Exons: 1
Coding region: 51-566 (171 amino acids)
Molecular function (GO): calcium ion binding
Source: RefSeq, a predicted model, not a curated record
UAUCUAUAAAAGCAAAAAAAAAAAAAAAAAAAAGGAAAACCAAAACAACCAUGGCAACGAGCCCAAGCUCGAACGUGAGCCAAAAGAAGCAGUCGGUCUACCUUCAGAACAUGGACGAGGUGGCGAAGGUCUUCAACCGCUUCGACGUCAACGGGGACGGGAGGAUCUCCGUGUCGGAGCUCGGCGCCGUCCUCGAAUCGCUCGGCUCCACAUUCUCCAACGAAGACGAGCUCCCACGCAUCAUGGACGAGCUAGACUCCGACCACGACGGCUUCAUCUCCCUCACGGAGUUCGCUGCCUUCUGCCGCGCCGGCGCAGAGGACGGCGGGGCGUCGGAGCUCCUCGAGGCCUUCCGGCUCUACGACCAGGACCAGAACGGCCUGAUCUCAGCCUCCGAGCUCCACCUUGUGCUCACCCGCCUCGGAAUGAACUGCUCCAUCGAAGACUGCCACCGCAUGAUCCGCUCCGUCGACUCCGACGGCGACGGCAACGUCAAUUUCGAGGAGUUCGAGAGGAUGAUGACCAACGCCAACAAAAACGGCAACAGCAAUGGCUCCCCGCCGUAGAUUUCGGAAUCUAUAGUUAUGGAAUGUUUCGCACGUAUACAGGUGUUAUCGUUUCCUUUUCUUCCUUGUCUAGUUUGAAUCUGAAAUUAAUUUCUAUUCAUCCAAAAAUCUGAAAUUAAUUUCUGAUCAUUAGAACUAUAGGGUAUGGUUUAGUUAAAAUAAAAUAACUAUUGCACUAGUGCUAAAUCUGAAAAUUUUAGCGGUGUGUAAAUGGCAAAUAUCAGUUGCUCUUUGUACCAUUUUCCUCUUGUGGAAUAUUUAUUGCUUUUUUCGAGGGAAAA